This is a messenger RNA of Phytomonas sp. Hart1, 1152 nucleotides long. NCBI's taxonomy places the organism in Eukaryota, Euglenozoa, Kinetoplastea, Trypanosomatida, Trypanosomatidae. The record is from the annotation of a GenBank genome assembly.
AUGCAACUGGAAAAACAGGUUGAGCUACUGAAAAAGCAGCUGGCUGAUCUGCAUGGCAAAUUUGCUUUGACGGAAGCUGAUCGGAAACGGCUGUCAGGCCUUUUGGAGGAAAGGAAUUUACCUCAAAGCAAGCCUAAUGACCAUUUGAAUCAUCCAAAUGCCGAGGAUCCAAAGACAUAUUCAUCCGUUAAUCAGUCGGUUCAAGAAAGUCUGGCAGUUCAUCGCGAAACGGAAAAGAACGAACUCAAGCGAAUGCAGAGAGAAGCUGUGGAUUUCAAGAGAAAGUUGGUUGCACUACAAAAAGACCUUGAUGCUAAGGACGCGCAAAUUGAUAAGUACAGGAAGCAAUUGUCAACAGGUCAAAAACGAUCCAAUGCGGAUGUCCAUGACUCUUCGCCAAAAUUAAACUGGCCCACUUCAGAUGAUCGUGAAAUACACAAAAAGCGUGAGCAUGAAAUAAGACGUCUGCAGAAAUCCAUGGAAACAAUACGAGGCGAACUGCAACAAGUUAAACAAGAUAAGCAUAAACUUCAGCUAGAAUUGAACGAUGCAAACGAGCGUGCAUCACUCGCAACGAAAAAGGCGGUGGUAGAAAAAAACGACCAGAAAAGUAUAGCCGUUCUUAGGCGAAAAGUCGACAAUUUCCUCAGCGAUGCCAGCCGGGAUGCGGCUACUAUUCAGUGCCUCAAAAAUGAGCUCCAAGCGGCACAAGAAGAACUAAGGUACGAGACCGAGGCCCGCGCUAAGUUUGAAGAACUCGCCGCUCAGGCAAUCAAUAGGAACAAUCAUGUCCCCAAGUCAGAGGUGGUGCGGUUGCAGCAACAGCUUCAAGAAUGCAAUCUACAACUUCGCCAAGCUCACGCCGAGGCGGAUGAAACGCGGCGGAACGCUCAGAAAGAGAUUCAGGAGCUUAAAAACUGGUGUGCGCAAUUGAGAGAACGCCAAGAUAAGCAGAUGCAUGACAUGGAGGUUGCCUUACGAAACAGUUCUACAGAUCCGCAGCGGAACCGACCGACCGGGGAAAAAGUACAGGUGCCUGAUCUCCAAAUGAAGACUCUUUCAAGGAAAUAUACGGGGGGGAAGCUUCUGGCAAGUGCACGCUCAAGUCACCAAACGAAUAAUGGGACUCAAGAGCAAGAAAAAAAAGACUAG